Molecule: messenger RNA, 2271 nt
Organism: Penicillium atrosanguineum
Lineage: Eukaryota; Fungi; Ascomycota; Eurotiomycetes; Eurotiales; Aspergillaceae
Product: putative C6 transcription factor (Leu3)
Exons: 5
Coding region: 1-2271 (756 amino acids)
Biological process (GO): regulation of DNA-templated transcription; DNA-templated transcription
Cellular component (GO): nucleus
Molecular function (GO): zinc ion binding; DNA-binding transcription factor activity, RNA polymerase II-specific; transcription cis-regulatory region binding
Source: RefSeq, a predicted model, not a curated record
AUGGCGGGGAUUAAUCAUGCAUCUGUCGCCAUGUCCGCUUCCGACGUGCAGGGUCGCAAACGCAAUGUGACCAUUGCGGGCAUGGACAGCUCUCCGGGAAGUAUAGAGGAUAUGGACGACAAUGACUCGCGCGAUGAUAAGAGAAGGCAGCCUGUCAAGCGUGCUUGCAAUGAAUGUCGGCAGCAGAAGGUAAGUGCCGCCUCGCGUGGCAUGCAUUCCGCAAGUGGCGAUGCUAGCGGCGAUGCCCUGACCAACGCUCAUGCUAACUCAACCUCCUUGCAGCUUCGAUGCGAUGUGACUCAGGACCCUUGGUCUGAUUGUUCCCGGUGUCGGCGACUAAAACUUGAUUGCAAGAUCGAGUCUAAUUUCAAGCGGGUUGGGAAGCGCAGCCGCAAUGCGGAGAUGGAGCGAGAGAUUAUCGAAUUGAGGAAGCAGAUCGCCACGGGCAGCCCCGUUCCCGCAAUAAACCAGCAGCAACAGCACAUUUCUUCGGGGCAGUUGACACCCAAGCAAGAGUCUAGUCAGGUUAGCCCCGCGGGCGUUUACCAGACCCAGACCCCAUCCGCUCUGUCUACAGACCAAUACAUGGGCUCCCAGGAAGCAGUUGCAUCCCUCCUGGACCUUCGUUCGGGAUUUGACAGCUCCAACUAUAUGAGAAACGGUGGUACCCAGAUCAAGCGCAUUGAAGAUGUCAUGGUCGUACCAGAGAAAGCCACGGAGUUGUUCAACCUGUUCUUUACAUAUUAUCACCCAUUCCUCCCAUUCCUCGAUCGUCAGCAAUCCGCGGACGAUUAUUAUAACACUUCGCCCUUACUUUUCUGGACCGUCAUUAGUGUUGGCGCUAGGCGCUACCAGAGUGACACAGGUUUACUCAACUCGCUGGCGGGACCUGUCACUCGCCUCGUCUGGAGCACACUAGCCGAUAUUCCCCAAAGCUACCAUGUUGUGAAAGCGCUCUGUCUGCUGUGUUCUUGGCCAUUCCCUACUAGCAGUACAUCCACCGACCCAACAUUUAUGCUCUGCGGAAUGAUGGUGCAAGUUGCUAUGCAGCUUGGUCUUCAUCGACCUUCUCAUAGCCAGGACUUUAGCAAGUUCCGCGUGGAGCUCAUCGAGGAAGAACUGAGGGACAAAGUGCGAACCUGGGCCAUUUGCAAUAUUGUUGCGCAACGGGUUUCCACUGGUUAUGGCCAGCCACCCUCUAGCCUCUAUGACUGGACACUGUCUGGGGAGUCAUUGGAUAAGAACUUCAAGCUACCUGGAGACAUCAAACCCCGGUUAGAGAUUGAAAAGUUUUGCGACAAGAUUACCAGAGCACUCUACUCAAACCGACGGGACCCUGUAGGGUUGAGCAAUGAUCAAGAAAGAUUGACAAUGAUUUCAUUCCUUUCGCGAGACUUUGACGACCUUGAAGAGCAGUUCAAAUCACAAAAUGACUGCAUCACCGAUUUAUACCUCCGUGCUGCCAACCUUCACUUACAUCUGUCAGCAUUCUUUGAUGAUCCUUCGGCCAAAGACUACCGCGGGCGUCUUCUGUCUCUCUAUGUGGCGACUACAUCAUUCCUCGAGGUCACAAUGAACCUGGAAACUGAAAUCGGACCCGUCCUCUCGUACACGCCCUACUAUGUCUACCAGAUGAUGGUUGCGGCGGGCUGCACUCUUCUCAAACUGAGCAAGAGCUUCUUCAGCAACCAUAUCGACAUGGAAUAUACCAAAACUUUGUUCAAUCGGACCAUCUGGGCCAUUCGUGGGGUAUCCGUCUCAAACAAUGACCUGCCCGAGCGCCUGGCUGAGGUAUUGGCUCAGAUGUGGAGACUGGGAGUUACCUCGCAGCGGUCAGCCACAAGCAAUUCCGAUGUGGACGACUCGCUGAGACUCAAGGUUCGUUGUCGCAUGAGUAUGUCUCUUCUCUUCGACUCUGUCUGGCGGUGGCGAGAGGACGCACGAACGAAGGGACGAAACAUUGAAGCCUACCUCAAGAACCCGACCAAUCCCGACUCAGCGGCCGACUCAUCUGCUGCCUCAUCUGUGGGCCCCCCGCAUACAACAUCAUCCACCCCCGGUAUUGCUGGUGGCGAUCCAAGUCUGGCGCCAGCUCCGAUACUUCCAAACCUCGGUGUUGGAGCAGCAAGCAAUGGAGCCGGCGGGCUCCCUAGUGGAUUCAUUGAGCCCAACUACGAAGUGUUCGAUCCACUCAACUGGCUCCUCGACGGCCUAGUCGACUUGCCAUAUUCCUAUUCAACCAUGGGCGGGAUGGAGACACAGAUUACAUAG